CUCAACACCCAAACGGGGACGUCCCCGGUUGAAGACGAUCAUACUCUGCCCUCGCUCCUGGCUGGCUCCCAAGGUUAACAACAAUGGCACAUGCCAUUGCACAAGCCUGACGACACACGCCUCUGACGCAGAGAAAUCCCGGCAGAGAGACAUCCUACUUAAGGAGAGAGGCGGCUGCUCACACCGACACAUUUUCACUCGGCACACCCGACGACCACACCGAAAGCAUGGAAGGCCGCAAGGUGUAUAUCCUGACAGCACUCCUCGUCCUCAUGACCUUCACUGGCAGAACACACUCAGCCAGCUGCUGUUUGGGGUACAGUGUCGCCAGGUUGCCGUGCAAAAAGCUGCUGGGCUACACCAUCCAGAGCAUGGGCAAGUCCUGCGACAUCAACGCUGUCAUCUUCCACCUGCGCAGAAAGUUCUUGUGCGCCGACCCGUCCAAGGACUCGACCCAAAGAGGGAUGAGGUGCAUCGAUGAGCGCAGGAGGAAGAGCACAGAGGCCACCCAGCGGAUGUUUGCAGCCAAUAUGACCACCACUGCAGCAUAAACGCAAUAUUUACUUGCGAUCAUUUGUGCUUCACUUCCUCUGCGGCAAAGAUACACACGGUCAGAUAAGCUAUGUUUUAUGAAGAGCAAAGAGUUGGAUUUGGAAUACUUUGUAACGUCCGCACAUGAUUAUGUUCACUGGAGUUCUCAAAUGUUGGAAAAGCUACUGCCUGAUAAUUUAUUAAACACAUUUUAAUACCACCCGUG
This is a messenger RNA of Dunckerocampus dactyliophorus (ringed pipefish), 757 nucleotides long. RefSeq names its product chemokine (C-C motif) ligand 20b (gene ccl20b). The record is from RefSeq and is a predicted model, not a curated record. Gene Ontology annotation, molecular function: chemokine activity; CCR chemokine receptor binding. Bases 228 to 551 code for a protein of 107 amino acids. The transcript has 4 exons. Gene Ontology annotation, cellular component: extracellular region. Gene Ontology annotation, biological process: G protein-coupled receptor signaling pathway; lymphocyte chemotaxis; positive regulation of ERK1 and ERK2 cascade. Lineage: Eukaryota; Metazoa; Chordata; Actinopteri; Syngnathiformes; Syngnathidae.